AAAUACCUUACGGAUUCAAUAUUUGCAUGAAGUUAAAAGCAAAAUAGUGAAAUUUAGUUGACCGAAAUGGCAAAUACUGGCGUAUUACCGUUUGUUAGGGGCGUUGAUUUCUCUUUGAAUGAUUUUAGUGAUGGAAGAUUUCCUCAGUCCAUCCGUCUGAUGACAGGUGUCCAAUGGCUACGAUUAGACAAUGUUAAUCUUGCCCAAAUUCCUGAAGAAAUGGGAAAUCUCAUGAAAUUGGAACACUUAUCUCUGAAACGUAAUUGUUUAGAGAGAUUGUAUGGAGAGCUCCCAGAGCUCUCUUGUUUGAGAUCAUUAAAUUUACGGCAUAACAAACUUAAAAGCUCUGGUAUCCCUUCAGAGCUAUUUCGUUUGGAGGAGUUAAGCACAUUAGAUUUAAGCCACAACAACUUGAAAGAAGUUCCUGAAGGUCUUGAUCGAGCACGGUCAUUGUUAGUUCUAAAUCUCAGUCAUAACAUGAUUGAACAAAUACCAAACACACUAUUCAUGCAUUUGACUGACUUACUACAUCUGGAUCUAAGCUAUAAUCAAUUAGAAACUCUUCCUCCACAAACUAGGAGGCUAGCAAACUUGCAAACCCUUGUCUUAAACCACAAUCCAAUGGGUCACUUUCAAUUAAGACAACUUCCCUCUCUCACAGCUUUGCACACUCUUCAUAUGCGUAGCACUAUGAGAACUUUGCAGAAUAUGCCAAACAGUCUCGAAAGCCUUACAAGUCUUUCUGAUGUCGAUCUGUCUAUGAAUGGGCUUCCACGUGUUCCAGAGGCCUUAUAUCCUCUGCCAAAUUUGAAGAGGCUCAAUCUCAGCUCAAAUAAUAUCACUGAACUCUCAUCUGCAGUUGAAAUGUGGACUAAUUUAGAGGUCUUAAAUCUCUGUGACAAUCAACUCACUGCUCUUCCUGCUUCACUGUGUAAAUUAGCAGCUUUGAGAAGAUUGUAUCUCAAUGACAAUAAAUUGGACUUUGAGGGUAUUCCUUCUGGUGUUGGAAAAUUGGGCAGUUUGGAAGUAUUCUCAGCUUCAAAUAAUCAAUUGGAGAUGAUUCCGGAGGGACUUUGCAGAUGUGGAUCACUCAAAAAACUUAUAAUAAGUGGAAAUCGACUGAUAACUCUACCAGACGCAAUUCACUUAGCAGAAUUGGAAACUCUUGACCUAAGAAAUAACCCAGACCUGGUUAUGCCACCAAAGCCAACUGAAGCCCGGCGUGGAGCAGGCAUUGAAUUUUACAACAUUGACUUCUCCCUUCAGACCCAGUUAAGACUGGCUGGGGCUAGCGCACCAAAUCCACAACCAGCUCAAAGUACCAGCAAAGAUCCUAUUGCCCGUAAAUUGCGCCUGAGGAGGGGUAGGCGUGAUCAAGAGGAAGCUGAUCAAGACCAAGCUAAAAUCCUGAAGGGUAUGAAAGAUGUUGCAAAGGAAAAGAACAGAAGAACAUUGGAAGAAGUUAAAGCAGAAUCCUUGAAGCCUAAGAGAUGGGAUGAAUCCCUUGAAAAACCCCCUCUUGAUUACUCUGAGUUCUUUGAUGAAGAUGCUGGUCAAAUUCCAGGCCUCUCUGUUUGGGAGAUAGAGAACUUUCUUCCUAAUCAGGUUGAGGAAGUUGCCCAUGGGAAGUUCUAUGAAGGUGAUUGUUACAUUGUACUUAAAACUAGUGUUGAUGACAAUGGUCAGCUUUCCUGGCAAAUAUAUUUCUGGAUUGGUGACAAAGCAACGCUGGACAAAAGAGCCUGUGCUGCAAUUCACGCAGUAAAUUUGCGCAAUUAUCUUGGUGCUCAGUGUCGAACGAUCCGAGAAGAGCAAGGGGAUGAAUCAGAAGAUUUCUUAGCUCUAUUUGAUUGUGAUAUUGCGUACAUUGAAGGCGGGCGCACGUGUAGCGGAUUUUUCACUGUUGAGGAUACGAUUUAUGUUAAGAGAUUGUACAGAGUGCAUGCUGCUGCUAGUCAUGGUAUUCACCUGGAGCCUGUUGCUGUUGCCUGCACAUCUUUAGACCCUCGCUAUGUCUUUGUUCUUGACUGUGGCUUAAAGAUUUACCUCUGGUACGGACCUCCUGCUAAGAACAUCUUCAAGAGCAAAGCUAGACUCUUGGCUGAGAAGAUGAACAAAUCUGAACGUAAAAACAAGGCUGAGAUUCUGACUCAGCUUGCAGGAUCUGAAGAUAAUGAGUUUUGGGUUGCAAUGGGUCUUGAGGAUGGUGAGCCUCCUGAAGAUCCCAUUGAAGAACAUGUUGAUGCAAACUUCACUCCUAUGCCUCCAAGGCUUUACCAGGUGCAACUUGGUAUGGGAUAUCUGGAGUUGCCGCAAGUCGAAGUUCCCCACAACAAGCUGGAGCACACUCUUUUGCAGAGCCGUAAUGUCUACAUUUUGGACUGCUUUUUGGAUGUUUUUGUUUGGUUUGGUAAGAAAUCUACUAGACUUGUCAGAGCAGCUGCUGUGAAACUGUCUCAAGAACUGUUUGCAAUGCUGGAACGGCCCUCACAUGCAUGGGUCACACGAGUGCAGGAAGGCACGGAAACCCAAUUAUUUAAAUCUAAAUUCUGCGGUUGGGAUGAAGUAAUAGCUGUAGACUUCACCCGCACAGCGGAAUCAGUUGCCAAGACAGGGGCUGAUCUUACAAAGUGGGCAAGACAGCAAGAAACAAAGGCGGAUCUUGCAGCGCUGUUCACUCCAAGGCAACCUCCCAUGCCUGCAACAGAGGCACAGCAGCUUAUGGAAGAAUGGAAUGAAGAUUUGGAAGCUAUGGAAUCAUUUGUUUUGGAGGGAAAGAAGUUUGUGAGAUUACCAGAAGAGGAGCUUGGUCAUUUUUACAGUAGAGAUUGUUAUGUGUUCCUCUGCCGAUACUGGGUGCCUUUGGAAUCACCAGAUGAAGAUGGAAAUGAAGGCAAUGAACAUGAAGAGAGACAGGCCCCACUUGAAGAUGAUUAUCAGUGUGUUGUUUAUUUCUGGCAAGGUAGAGAUGCAGGAAAUAUGGGCUGGCUUACAUUUACUUUCAGUCUUCAAAAGAAAUUCAAAUCAUUAUUUGGGGAUAAAUUGGAAGUGGUGCGAACUCACCAACAGCAAGAAAAUUUGAAAUUCAUGGCCCAUUUUAAAAGAAGAUUUGUCAUUCACAUUGGUCGCCGUAAGGAGAAGAAGCCUGCUGACCAGGCUGCUCCAGUGGAAUUUUUCCAGCUACGUUCAAAUGGAUCUGCACUCUAUACUCGCCUGGUCCAAGUUAAACCAGACGCAACUACACUUAACUCAGCAUUCUGCUACAUUCUUAAAGUUCCAUUAGACAAAGAGGCAGAGUCCAGCAUCAUUUAUGUGUGGCUUGGUUCUAAAGCAGACCCUGAUGAACUACGUCUAGUUGAAGAAAUAGCAGAGGAAAUGUUCAAUAAUCCUUGGAUUAGCCUUCAGUACAUAAAUGAAGGUGAAGAACCCGACAACUUCUUCUGGGUGGGGCUUGGUGGUAAGAAACCACAUGAUACUGAUGCAGAGUUUAUGAAGUACACUCGUCUUUUCCGCUGUUCCAACGAAAAGGGAUACUUCACAGUUUCAGAAAAAUGUUCUGACUUUUGCCAGGAUGAUUUGGCAGAUGAUGACAUAAUGAUACUAGAUAAUGGAGAACAAGUAUUCUUGUGGCUUGGAGCCCGUUGCAGUGAGGUUGAAAUUAAGCUUGCUUAUAAAUCAGCUCAGGUUUACAUUCAACACAUGAGGGUAAAACAACCAGAGAGGCCAAGAAAAUUGUUCCUGACAUUGAAGAACAAGGAGUCUCGUCGAUUUACAAAGUGCUUCCAUGGCUGGGGUGCUCACAAGAAAGCACCAGAAUAAGUUUAAUUACUGACGAAAUACAAUGGUUAUAAAUGUUAAUAACUUAAAAUUGUGAUAUGAAAUUCAAAGCACACAAUUCAUAGGUUGUAUUAUCAUUGGUUUAACAAUUUAAUUUUCUGUCCUGAUCAAGUUUAUUUGAAUUAAUUUUCUUCUUUUAGGUGUGUUGUACAUCAACCAGUUGUUUACUAGGUGUUUUUUCCCAUUGAAAAUUUUAUGAACUUUUUUUUUUAAAGUCAUUUUACCUCUUCAGUAUUUCUUAACCAAGAGAUCUCUUUUAAAACAGGCGCCAAUUUUUUUUACCAUUUGAUUUUGAAGGAAGACUGACAUGAACUGUCUGUUGUAUCAAUGAAAAGAUGUGUGUUUAACAUUGAAAGUAAGCAAGAAGCAUUUUCCUCCCUGGUCUCUCUUGUGUACCCUUCCUGGAUAUGUGAUAACCAUGUGCAAGGCAUAUUUACUUUAUGAAAGAGAUUGUUUCUUUCAUAGUGUGACCUUACAGCCAAACUACUAGUCCUGUCUGUGUCUGUUUGAUGUGUCAUAACUUAUAUUAAUUUUAUGAUAUUUUUGUUGUUAUUGUACUAAUUAUUAUGUUAUUUGUUCAUUAAUCCUCUGUUAUGCAAUGUUUAUGAUUUAGAUGAAGUUUGUGUUAUAGUCAGGCCUUGAAACUAGCUUCUUCCUAUAUUUGUCAAAUAAUGUUGCACUCUCAAACUUAGUCUUUUCUGCUUGGGUAUAGGCUCUGGUACACCAAAAAACAGGUUUCUAGCUCAUGCAUCUUUCAGUGAAAUUUGAAUUUUUACCUAAGUUGCUGUUUGAAGGCCAAUGGAUUAAAGAACUGAUAAAUUAUCAGUAUUCAUAUUGUACGUAUUUAAUUAACUGCCAAACAUUUAUAUGCUGUAUUAUAAUUAAUAAACUUAUUCCACAUUACAAUUA
This is a messenger RNA of Thrips palmi, 4746 nucleotides long. RefSeq names its product protein flightless-1 (gene fliI). Lineage: Eukaryota; Metazoa; Arthropoda; Insecta; Thysanoptera; Thripidae. Gene Ontology annotation, molecular function: phosphatidylinositol-4,5-bisphosphate binding; actin filament binding. Gene Ontology annotation, biological process: barbed-end actin filament capping; actin polymerization or depolymerization; myofibril assembly. Bases 67 to 3819 code for a protein of 1250 amino acids. The transcript is spliced from 21 exons. The record is from RefSeq and is a predicted model, not a curated record. Gene Ontology annotation, cellular component: actin cytoskeleton; nucleus; cytoplasm.